AGAUUAGUUUCUCUGUGGUUAUAACAAACCUUCACGUGCUUCCUUUUACCUAACCUAGCUUACAGUUUUUUAAAUUCGUAUUCAAGUGAAAUAAAAUUGAAAUGGAAGUUGAUAAACCGGCGGAUACAAUUGACAUCAAUAAUCUUGAUGUCAAGAAGAGUACGAAAAGAAAACGCACCAAUCAAGAUGGUUCCCAAGUCGCAAGUCACAAUGGAAUUGAGGGAAAAAAAACAAGGGGUCCAAAAUCAAAAAAAUUGAAAUUGAUCCCGUAUUCCGAAUCUAAAGAGAAUGUGAGAAAGAUACCUGUCCCAGCUCAUAGAGUCACACCUUUGAAAAAUAAUUGGAUGAAGAUUUAUACACCAGUGACCGAAAAUUUGUUAUUGUUGAUGAGAUUUAACACAAAGACAAGGAACGUUGAACUUAAAACUAUUAAAGAAACAAAAGAUAUUGCAAAUUUACAGAAAGCUGCAGAUUUUGUUAAGGCAUUUCUAUAUGGUUUUGAAGUGGAAGAUGCUCUUGCCUUAAUACGUUUAGAUGAUUUAUUUGUGGAAACAUUUGAAAUAAAAGAUGUAAAAACAUUAGCAGGAGAUCAUAAAUCAAGAGCUAUUGGAAGAUUAGCUGGUAAAGAGGGAAGAACGAAAUUUUCUAUAGAAAAUGCAACAAAAACAAGAAUUGUGUUGGCAGAUAGUAGAAUUCACAUCUUAGGAAGUUUCCAGAAUAUUCAAUUUGCUAGGAAAUUUAUUUGUGACUUAAUCUUAGGAGCACAACCAAGCAAAGUUUUUGGACAAAUGAAAAAUGCGAGUUCACAUGUGUCAGCCAGGAUGUGAACACCAAUAAUUUGUACAUACAUAUAUAAAUAUAUUUAUUUUGCUGUUGGAAGAUUAAUGAUGGAUAAAUUAUAUAAAAACUAAAAUUUUA
Messenger RNA from Harmonia axyridis, 918 nucleotides. Its product is annotated as RNA-binding protein pno1. The transcript has 2 exons. The record is from RefSeq and is a predicted model, not a curated record. Gene Ontology annotation, cellular component: nucleolus. Lineage: Eukaryota; Metazoa; Arthropoda; Insecta; Coleoptera; Coccinellidae. The coding region runs from base 102 to 827 and encodes 241 amino acids. Gene Ontology annotation, molecular function: RNA binding.